AUGUUGUCCCUCCGCACGCUAGCGGAAGCAGCGAAUAUGCCUAUCCCUUACAUAUGUGACUCGUUGUCAGGCGGGAACGUUUGUGAGACCAAAUCUUCAAUCUUCUCGUAUAUAUUAUCCUUCUUCUCAGUCUUUAUCUUAUUUUUCAAAUCACUAUUCGGCCUUUCUGAUAGCAAUGGAAGAGAUGCUAAUCAGAACAGAGAUCAUCUGAGAAGGUCGAACGGGGCUGGAGGAGGCAGAUGGCCUGGAAGUGGUGGACCAGGUGGUCCCGGAAGAAAUGCUUACAUUUUGGCUGUUUUUUUUGUAUUUAUCACACCAGAUGCGGUUUCCGGCGUAAUAUCGGUGGUUUGCCUCGUGCAAGUGGCAUGUCCUGUCCUCCGAUGGCUGGAGGAGGAUGAGGCAGCUAAAUGUCUGGGUAGCGCCCAGACAGAAAGUGGUGUGUGUCUGAACUCGACGUGCGAUACCAUCUGCUUGGUUACAAUGCUGAUUUGUGUUGCGUUCUCACGGCUGCUCAAUAAUUCCGAUUCAUGA
This is a messenger RNA of Necator americanus (New World hookworm), 531 nucleotides long. RefSeq lists its product as uncharacterized. The transcript has 6 exons. NCBI's taxonomy places the organism in Eukaryota, Metazoa, Nematoda, Chromadorea, Rhabditida, Ancylostomatidae. The coding region runs from base 1 to 531 and encodes 176 amino acids. The record is from RefSeq and is a predicted model, not a curated record.